GUAAAACAAUAGUCUGUCUUGAUAUCAAAGUGAGUUCAGGGUCUUCCUCUUCUCCAUCAUCAUUUAUUUAUAUUAUCCCUCUUUUCUUCUCCAGCUUGUCAUUCUUUCAUCCAACCAACAACCCCUUUCACGGUACCCUUUUUUGCCUCUCUCCUGGACCCACCAGUAAUCGAUCUCGCCCAAGCAGCUGAUCCACCGUCAGGAGUUCCUCCAUUUCCAUCAGCGUCAUGGAUGCUACAAAGACACAGAGCAUCAGUACUGAAGCCGAGACUAAUGAAGCCGUCAAUGCUCCCGAUGUAGAAGGUGGUGAGGACCAUACCGCCACGGGAAAGCCAUGGAUGUAUAAGCCCAUCAAGAUCGGCCCGCUAGUGCUGCCUUGGUUUGCGUCGCCUGAGACUCAGCUGGUGUUGGUCGCAUUCGUCUGUUUUCUCUGCCCGGGCAUGUACAACGCUGUCAGCGGUCUUGGAGGUGGUGGCCAGGUGAACAUGCGCGAUGUCAGUGAUUCAAAUACGGCUUUAUACAGUACCUUUGCAGUCGUCGGUUUCUUCGCCGGUUCCAUUGCCAAUCGGAUCGGUCUCAAGUUGACCCUUUCCUUGGGCGGCUUUGGCUACUUUCUAUAUGUCGCGUCGCUUCUGUCCUAUAACCACAACCAGAAUGCUGGUUUCUUGAUCUUUGCAGGCGCCCUGCUUGGUGUUUGCGGUGGACUGCUCUGGUGCGCUCAGGGCGCCGUCAUGAUGAGCUACCCACUGGAAAAUGAAAAGGGAAAAUUCAUCUCCAUUUUCUGGGUAAUCUUUAAUCUCGGUGGUGUCAUUGGAAGUCUGAUCCCCCUGGGUGAAAAUAUGCAUUCCACUGUGGGCAGAGUCAAUGAUGGAACUUACAUCGCCUUCAUGGUUCUUAUGGCGGCUGGCUUCAUCCUCGCUUGGGGCCUGACAGAGUCCAAGUACAUCAUGCGUCGGGAUGGAUCUCGUGUCAUCGCUAUGAAGCAUCCCACCUGGAAGUCUGAAUUCAUCGGUCUACUGGGGACGCUGCGUAGCGACUACUACAUCAUCCUGAUGUUCCCCAUGUUCCUGGCCAGCAAUUGGUUCUACGCGUAUCACUUCAACAGCGUCAAUGGGGCCUAUUUCAACAUCCGCACCCGGUCGCUCAACAGCCUGCUUUACUGGCUUAGCCAGAUGAUCGGCGCUCUGCUCUUCGGCCAGACCCUCGACUUGAAAUGGUUCUCACGUCCUGUCCGAGCUAGGAUCAAUUACUUUCUUCUGCUGGCAGUCACCAUGGGAAUCUGGGGCGGAGGCUAUGCUUUUCAGGAGCAGUAUACUCGUGAAACGGUGAAGGCAACAAAGGAUUUCACCGAUAGCGGCUACGUCGGACCCAUGUUCCUCUACAUGUUCUAUGGAUUUUACGAUGCUGCCUUCCAGACAUGCACUUAUUGGUUCAUGGGCUCUCUCUCCAACAACAGCCGCAAGCUGGCGAACUUCGCCGGAUUCUACAAGGGUAUUCAGUCUGCAGGUGCUGCAGGAAUGUGGCGCAUGGACGCGCAGAAUGCAAGUUUCAUGACCGAAUUCGCUUCCUGCUGGGGCCUCCUUAUGGGAAGUCUUGUAAUUGCAGCGCCUAUCAUCUUCUUCAAAGUCAAGGAGCAUACUGAUGUCGAUGGCGAUCUCCAGUUCUCCGAUGAGACCCCUAUGGAAGUCCUGGGUGUUGAUACCGCUGACAAGGAUCAGAUUGAUUCACAGCCGGCUUGUGAGAGUGAGAGUGUAACAGCGAAAUAAAUACUAGCAUCUUCGGAUUGGGACUUACAUGGGCGAUGAAGCGGGAUUCUAUUUAUUGGACUUGUCUUGUUCGGCUGGAUUUAAUUUAUCUCGUCUUAACCGGAGUCAGGCGCAUCUGGAGCUCUGGGAAUGGUGAACGGCAUCUACCUGGUCUUUACAUUGUGAUCUAUGCAUUGGAGAAGGCACAUGAGAAUUCCAAACUGAAUAUUGCGACAAUCAAUGAUAUCGAGCUACACAAAGUUCAUCUACACAUUGACCUAGAUAUGACAGAAGAAUCAUUGGAAAGCAAAUCGAUAGUUCCGAAGCAAACCAAAAAGCCUACUUAGCCUAUCUAAUAAUUCAUUCAUUUAUUACACGG
Messenger RNA from Monascus purpureus, 2124 nucleotides. The record is from the annotation of a GenBank genome assembly. Lineage: Eukaryota; Fungi; Ascomycota; Eurotiomycetes; Eurotiales; Aspergillaceae.